UAAAAAAACCAAAAGCAAAAAGAGAAGAAAGCGGCGGAGCUCGGAAGCAGAGAGCAAUGGCGAAGUCGAUGAGAUGCAAGAGAGAGAAGAGGCUGCGAGCUAUUCGCAGAGACAUGGUGGAGCCCUACUACGAGAAGAAAGACGAGGCCAAGCUCGCUGCCCAAGAAGCUGCCCUCGCUGCCCCUAAGCUGCCCGUCAAGUCCUCCUCUAAGGCCUCGUCUUCCAUGGAGUUCACCCCCGUCAGCACCUCGACGCCGUCUGAUAACGCCAUGGAUGUGGAGAUGGCUGAUGGCAGUCAGACAAAGAGUUCCUUAAAGCCGUUUGGUGGGGUGGGUAAGAAAUCCCAACGGGUGUUCAAGGUCGGCAAGAGAAGGCGUCACGGCAAGGGCAAGGGCUCAAAGGUUAAGAGGCGUCAUAUCUGAGAGGCUGAUGUGUGUUGCCAUCUUAGAGAGAUAUAUAACCAGAUUUUGAGAAAUUGCUACUGUGGUUUACACUUAAUAUAUGUAAUCUCUGAGGCCUUUCAAGGUUCCAAAUUAAAAUCAUUGCUUUGUACUCGUGCUAAUGCACAAUACU
This is a messenger RNA of Argentina anserina (silverweed cinquefoil), 573 nucleotides long. RefSeq lists its product as uncharacterized. Bases 57 to 422 code for a protein of 121 amino acids. The transcript has 2 exons. The record is from RefSeq and is a predicted model, not a curated record. Lineage: Eukaryota; Viridiplantae; Streptophyta; Magnoliopsida; Rosales; Rosaceae.